AUGUCACCCUCCUAUAGCGACAACGGCGUCAACACUCACCCGGUAUCCUUCCCCAACUCAAGGCCAACCAAGAUAGUCCGCUCCACCAGCGACCGCUCGCUCCCCCCCGGCACCCUCGCCCGCGAGAACCUCACAGUCUUUCCGCCAUCAGCCACAGCCCACCCAGCACAACUCCCAGAACAUUCCUUCCUCCCCAUUGAAACCACCCGUCAACUUGCCCCCGGUGUUACUAAGGCGCAAGCUCUCCUCUCCCAGGCCGGAACCACACAAUACAAAUACGUUGGCCCAAAGACAACGGUCAACCCCUACCUUGACCUCGUCCCCGAAAACCCCCCCAGCCUCUCCAGCAAAGAGUCUCCAUCAUCCAUCAUCCCUUUCACUGGAGCAGAGCCGGAGGACCCAGACGGGGCACUCAAGCGCGGAGAGAGGGUUAGACAGAGAGCCCUUGAGAAACUCCAGCAGCAGAGGGAAGAACAGCUCGCCAAAGUGACCCUGUUUCCUUCUCAGAAAAAGAAGGUUCAGAGGCCGCUGAAGAAGCACGAGCAGCGCCGGGAGGAUGCCUACGAGCGGGAACAACUGACUAGAAAGGCUAGUGGUGAAGAUUGGGCGAGGAAGCAUCACCACCCCGAGGUUGCGAAAAGAGAGCUCAGGGAGCAGCAAGAGCGGGAGCGGGUAGAAGAAGAGAAGAGGCUCGAGGGGGAACGGAGACGGGAGAUUGCGAGGGACCGGAAGGACUUUGAUGCUGUCACUGCUAGGGAGUUGGAGAGGAAGGGGUAUGCUUAG
Podospora pseudocomata is the source of this 783-nucleotide messenger RNA. RefSeq lists its product as uncharacterized. The coding region runs from base 1 to 783 and encodes 260 amino acids. The record is from RefSeq and is a predicted model, not a curated record. Lineage: Eukaryota; Fungi; Ascomycota; Sordariomycetes; Sordariales; Podosporaceae. The transcript has a single exon.